AGCAUGUUUUCAAACCUCGGAUGUUCUCUUCCGAGUAAUUCCUGUACAUGCAGUUCUAGGCUCGAUACAAUAGUGUAAUCUUCUCAAAAUUGCUGUUUACUUUAGACAAAGCGUGAAUAGUGUUAUUACCAGAACCAAGCAAUCUAAAACAUUUACGAGUGAUAAUUGGCGUGCAAAUCUGUUUCCUUAAGUUUGAAAGAUAUCAAGUUUUCAACAUUUAUUUACAGCUGUGUUCAUAAUUUUAAGAUUGAAGGCUGAGUAUAUUUCGUUUGUGCUAUUUGCGUUUCCAACAGCGCGCAGUCUAGAUAGGUGCACAGUUUAAAAUGCCGGCACAAUUAUCUGUUUUCUGAACGAUGGAUCUACGCUACUUUGCUAUAACAAACGAGAAACAUAUCGUUUGGUACCGGUCGUUCGCAAAACGUAGCUUUGAGGACGUAGUACUUAAAUAUCUGUUAUGUAAUCCUCCAGACCAAGAUAUAUACUAUAGCGAAGGCGAUUUCUCUGUUCACUGCCUGACUGUCUCAGGACUUUCUUUUAUCGCGGUAACCGAUCGAAAUGCUUCUCGACAGAAAUUUCGGAACUUGGUUGUGGAGGUUUCUCGCCAUUUUCUCAGUGAUGGUACAAGAUUUCAAAGGGCUAAAAGUGGUGGUAAAGAUUGUUUACAACAGUCUUAUAAUCUAACCUUGGAAGAUUUGAUGGAAUCACCCAACUCUUCUAAGGGAAAUGAUUCGUUGGACCAGUUACGUAAUAAUGUGAAUACUGUAACAGCUGUAAUGCAAGAGAAUACUAGACUAGCGCUUCAACGAGGUGAUCGGUUAAACAAUUUGGUCAGCAAAACAGAUGAACUUGCAGCCAGCGCUAAUCAAUUCCAAACAACAGCUACAAAGGUGGCCCGGAAAACUUGGUGGGAAAAUUUCCGUAUGAAAUUAAUUAUUGUUGGCGUUGUCGGUGGUAUACUUCUAGUAAUUGUGAUAAUUAUACUCUGGCAGACUGGGGUGUUCAAUAGCAAAUCGCAACACCAGUAAUAAUAGCAACAGUAAAUAAUUAACUUCAUAUUGUUUAUUACAUGGAACAGAAAAUGCAAAGAAACACCCAUAUUAAAAUUAGGUGAGAUAUUCGAUAAUGUGUUUUUUUACUGGAUCAAUUUAUACAACACUUAUUCCAUUCAAACGUCUUGUUAACAUUUCCAUUUUCUUUACUGCGACAUGUUUUCCUUUUCGUCCUUCGUGACAGAUAAAUUUUACAAAUGAUUGAUAUUACACAGUAUAUUGUAAUUUUUAUGCUAUACUAUAAAUAUACAUACUUGAAUCUUUUUUUGUAAUCGCUAUCCCUACUACUAAUCCUACAUUAACUACUGACUGAUGAAAUGUCUUUUUUAUAUAGGCGCAGAGAUUUAAUAAUAAUUAUAUAUAUAUAUAUAUAUAUAUA
This is a messenger RNA of Schistosoma spindalis, 1428 nucleotides long. The record is from the annotation of a GenBank genome assembly. Lineage: Eukaryota; Metazoa; Platyhelminthes; Trematoda; Strigeidida; Schistosomatidae.